Molecule: messenger RNA, 327 nt
Organism: Neopelma chrysocephalum (saffron-crested tyrant-manakin)
Lineage: Eukaryota; Metazoa; Chordata; Aves; Passeriformes; Pipridae
Product: 6-phosphofructo-2-kinase/fructose-2,6-bisphosphatase-like
Exons: 3
Biological process (GO): fructose 2,6-bisphosphate metabolic process
Cellular component (GO): cytosol
Molecular function (GO): ATP binding; fructose-2,6-bisphosphate 2-phosphatase activity; 6-phosphofructo-2-kinase activity
Source: RefSeq, a predicted model, not a curated record
CCCCCAAAUCCCACACAGGGGGUGUGCGAGGAGAUGACCUACGAGGAGAUCCAGGAGCGCUACCCCAAGGAACUGGCGCUGCGCGACCAGGACAAGUAUCGCUACCGUUACCCCAAGGGAGAGUCGUACGAGGACCUGGUGCAGCGGUUGGAGCCGGUGAUCAUGGAGCUGGAGCGGCAGGAGAACGUCCUGGUCAUCUGUCACCAGGCCGUGAUGAGGUGCCUGCUGGCCUAUUUCCUGGACAAGAGCGCGGGUGAGCUGCCCUACCUCAAGUGCCCCCUGCACACGGUGCUCAAGUUGACCCCCGUGGCUUAUGGUGAGCAGGGG